This is a messenger RNA of Drosophila eugracilis, 1550 nucleotides long. RefSeq names its product exosome complex component rrp45 (gene Rrp45). The record is from RefSeq and is a predicted model, not a curated record. The transcript has 4 exons. Bases 124 to 1356 code for a protein of 410 amino acids. Lineage: Eukaryota; Metazoa; Arthropoda; Insecta; Diptera; Drosophilidae. Gene Ontology annotation, biological process: U1 snRNA 3'-end processing; nuclear polyadenylation-dependent mRNA catabolic process; nuclear polyadenylation-dependent rRNA catabolic process. Gene Ontology annotation, cellular component: cytoplasmic exosome (RNase complex); nuclear exosome (RNase complex).
AACUUUUCAAGAGAGUGGCAACGCCGUCCAAGUUGUCUGCACGUUUUUAAAAGCCGGCCAAAUCGUAAACAUCCAAAACAAAGUGAAACUAAAGAAUUUGAUCCUCUACCACGAAAAAUCAGGAUGUUUAUGAACGCCAAUCUCUUUGAGCCGGGCAAAACAAAGCCGGAGCGGAACUUCAUUCAAUUGGCGGUGAAGCAGAACCAGCGCUUUGACGGCCGGCGCUCCAACGAAUGCCGCGAUGUGGAACUGACCUUCGGUGCGGAUUGGGGAACUGUUGCGGUGUCCCUGGGCGAGACGAAGGUGCUGACCAACGUGACUUGCGACCUAGGCGCUCCGACCACCUCCCGGCCUAACGAGGGCAAGCUCCUAUUAAACGUGAACCUCGGCGGUGUGGCUUUUCUAGACGAAGUGCAGAGCACACAUGAGCCGCGUUCGCUCACCCUAAACUCCCUGCUUGAAAGGACCUUCCGCAGUUCCAGGUGUGUCGACCUGGAGUCACUGUGUGUGGCCGCCGAGCAGCAUGUGUGGUGCAUCCGCGUUGAUAUUAAUGUGCUUAAUCACGACGGUAAUCUGUAUGAUGCCAGCACCAUAGCCACCUUGGCUGCUUUAAUGCAUUUUCGUCGACCGGACGUUACCUUUGCAGACGACGAGCUGCAUAUUUAUACAGAAAAGGAGCGAGAAUUCAUUCCAUUGCUGUUUCUUCACUAUCCUGUGAGUGUCACAUAUUGCAUUUACAAGAGCAGUAACCAGCCAAUAGUGGAUCCAACGUUGCUGGAGGAAAACGGAGCAGAUUCGGUGAUUGUUUUGAGCUUCAAUUCGUACCAGGAGCUUUGUACUCUGAAUGCUGGAGGCACUGCACCCACAAAUGUUCGAACAAUCAUGCAAUGUGCCCGAAAUGCAGCAACCCGCGCUAAGUCCCUGGUCGACUUCAUACGCAAAGCUUUGUCGCUGGACGAGGAGCGCCGAUUGCAAGGAGGUCGAUUUAUCCAGGGACUGGCAGCACUGAUUGGUGAUACGCAGCCAAAGCUGAGUUUUAGAAAACUGAUGGGUCAUCAAAAGCAGGAUCAACAGGUUCGUACCAGUGAGAAAAUGGACGUGGAUACCAAAUGUAUUGACAAGCCUGAGAUCGAGGAGGAAGACCCGCCCAAAAAGGAAAUAGACGCCCCCGUGGACUCCAGCAGUUGGCUGCCCCAGGAUGAAGACUUGCAGGAACUGCCCACACCAUCAGAGGCAUCCAUAUCGAAGGCAGGCAAAGCCAAACAAAAUCGCAGCAAAAACAAGGCCAAUAAAAAGCAACUCGCAAAGAAACAAAAUCACAGUGACUCCGAGGAGGAAGCCAAGCAAGUUAUCUAGCCGAUAUGAUAGUCAUGGAGUUAAGUGAAAAUGCUUUCUAUUAAGUUUAUUUAGGCUUAAAUGUAUGGCUAAAAUCAGUCUAGGCUUUAACAGAAAUCGUUUAAUGCGGAAUUCCAAUUGAUUUAUGGAACCGAUGUUCGUUUUAGACUUAGACUAGAGCUCUAAAUAUAUUUCCAAUCCGCUGGGGCAAACGA